AUGUCGGAGGUGCUGCCCUACGGCGACGAGAAGCUGAGCCCCUACGGCGACGGCGGCGACGUGGGCCAGAUCUUCUCCUGCCGCCUGCAGGACACCAACAACUUCUUCGGCGCGGGGCAGAACAAGCGGCCGCCCAAGCUGGGCCAGAUCGGCCGGAGCAAGCGGGUGGUUAUUGAAGAUGAUAGGAUUGAUGACGUGCUGAAAAAUAUGACAGACAAGGCACCUCCUGGUGUCUAACUCCCCCAAAGACAAUGAGUUAAGGGAGAGUAAGAACGGCGGUAACAGUUAUUGGCAAAAAGCAUGAAAAGAGAAAGCACUUUGAAAUUCAUGACUAGCUUGCUACCCACGAUGAAAUCAACAACCUGUAUCUCGUGUCAGGCCGGGAGACAGACGAGGCGCGAGAAGGAGGAGGAGAAGGCUCUGGGCUCCUCAGCAAAAAUAAAAAUUAAAAAAAAAUUAAAAAUUUAAAAAUCACUAUAUACACACAUAUAAAGAAAUAAAAAAGAAAUCUCAGUACAGCUAUUUGUCAAAAUUAAUAUCCAUUUCCUUUUAUAUACAGUGAAUAUUGCGCAAUGAUCUGGAUUUUGAACCACUUAAAUAAUGAAGCGGCAACACCGGGUGUUUUGAGGUGUUGGCAUUCUUCACUGAUUUGGCUGUUCCCAAUGUUUACACUAUUUAAUCUUGCAAAAAUGAUUCUGUGCACUUGGAUGUGAAAUGCUGUCCGGUUUUAUUUUUUUAUGUUGUUAUCCUUGGAUGUAUGAAAAAUCAGCAGAUGAUCUCUAUAGAUACUAUGUUUUAUUUUGGUCAUCAUUUGAAGUUAUCAGGAAUGUGCUUAAAACAAGAAGAGAACUUUUCUAAGGAAUGAUACAAAGGAAGAAUCCUUGUUUUAUUUUAAAAUGACUUGUAAAGCUUGUGUUUCUUUGUUGCUGCAAGCUAUUUGCCCAAGUUAAUGCAAAUGGACACAUUUUAUAUGUCAGGAAAAAACCCCAGAAAAACAAAACAAAACAAACAAAAAAAAUGCUUGAGCUCUUUCUAACCUCUUCCUGCAGUCUGUUGUGUGAGCAGCCUGUUUUUUUUCUCUAAUAUUGUGUCAGUUUAUUCUCUUUAAUGGGCUGUAAAAAAAUGUAAUCACAAGAGUGCCAAAUAUCUUGAAAUGCCGAAAGGCAUUUUGGUUUCUUUUCUUUUUCCUUGUGCUCUGAGUCCACGUAAAGGAAUGCUUGGAGUGUCUUUUCUGUUAUUUAUAGGGGUUCUCUUAAGGCACACCAGCUGCCUGUUUUGCAUGGUAUUUGCAAAAAAAAAAAAACCAACAACAAAAAAAAAAAACACCUCUUGCGUGAGGAAAUCUUUUACCACUUUUUGUUUGCAACUUUGGACCUCAAGAGGUUUCUUCCCUUCCCUGUUCCCUCUUUUCUUAAUUCGAUAUUCUGGAUGUCGCACCUGUAACCAGCACACGGGGCUCUUUCUCCAACUUAAAAUAAAAGAACUGUCCCUGUGUCUCA
Molecule: messenger RNA, 1499 nt
Organism: Mustela lutreola (European mink)
Lineage: Eukaryota; Metazoa; Chordata; Mammalia; Carnivora; Mustelidae
Gene: CAMK2N1
Product: calcium/calmodulin dependent protein kinase II inhibitor 1
Exons: 2
Coding region: 1-237 (78 amino acids)
Biological process (GO): negative regulation of protein kinase activity
Molecular function (GO): calcium-dependent protein kinase inhibitor activity; protein kinase binding
Source: RefSeq, a predicted model, not a curated record